CUUCAGAGAGAAACAGGAAGUUCAAACCGACACUUCCUGCCAUCAUGGCGGACAAUAGAAGAUCUUUGGCAAACAAAAUGGAUGAACUUCAAACCCAGCCAGGGUUUUAACGUUACUAUGGAUACAGGAUCAGAUCCAACAUCUCUAACCAUAAAACCAGACAGAUUUAAAGAGGAGCGGCGAAAGCAAAGGAGGUGGAUCAGCAGAGACACCCAGUUAAUGUUGUGCCAGGACAGGUGAGAGGGUUCAGUAAUCAGACAGGAAUCUGCUGAAGCUGUUGGUGAUGAAACAUUGUAGCUGUGCUGAUGUCAGAGGAAGCAGAGAAAGUUGGAGGAUAUAAAAGGCCUGAGAAGGAAGCAGUGAGCAGCUUCCUGAAAGCUGAGGUGUGACUCCAGAGCGGUUUCUCUGCAGGCGCUGCGUCGUCCUUCAGCAUGCUCUGCAGCCUGAACGCCAGCGUCCUGAUCAGCGCCCUGCCGCCGCUCAUCCUGACAGAGUUUGCGUUCGGGUUCCUGGGGAACGGCCUGGCCCUCUGGAUCUUCUGCUUCCACCUGCGGCCCUGGAAGAGCAGCACGGUUCUGCUCUUCAACCUGGCCAUGUCCGACUUCCUGCUGAACGUGGCGCUGCCGCUCAGGGCCAGCUAUUACUUCUCCGGGCUGCGCUGGAGCUUCGGCCCGGCGCUCUGCAGCGCCUGCCUCUUCAUGCUGGCCAUGAACCGCAGCGGCAGCACCUUGUUCCUCAUGUUCAUCGCCGUGGACAGGUACAUGCACGUGGUGCAUCCCCACCACCCCGUCAACUCGCUGAGCGUGACCAAGGCGGCGCUGGGCGCGCUGGGCGUCUGGCUGCUCGCCAUCGGAGCGGACGCGCCCAUCUUCGCCCUGCAGCACGGCAACGGCAGCCACUGCGAGAGCUUCAACACGGACGUGGACGAGCGGCACAGCCUGACCUGGCACGAGUUCGUCUUCCUGGCCUCCUUCUUCGUGCCGCUGCUCGUCAUCCUCUACUGCACCGUGCACAUGGUGCUGCAGCUGCGGCGGCGCCAGCUGGCCCACAACGCCAGGAUCAGGAAGGUUCUGUACUUCAUCUCGGUGGUGGUGGUGGUCUUCUUCGUCUGCUUCCUGCCCAGCAACGUGACGCUGCUGAUGAUCUGGAUCUGGUCCAAAUGGGCCGCCGGCUCCUCCAGGACGCAGGUCCAGACUUCUGUGUGUCCUGCGUCGGAGGAGCUGGCCAUCACCUUCUACGUCUCCAUCACGCUCACCUACCUGAACAGCGCUCUGGACCCGGUCGUCUACUACUUCUCCAGUCCGGUCUUCAAGAACUUCUGCAGGAAAACUCUGCGUCUGUCUCCAGAGGAAACAGCCGAGAAGCGGACCAGGGAGACGGCGUCGCAGUCCAUCAGUCAGCUCUGAUCCCACCAGAACCAGAACCAGCGAGUUGUUAUCCUCUAUUCCUUACUUACAUACAAGAGAAAAAACUGUUUUACUCAGGGCAGUAAAAAAAAGUAUAAAUAAAAGCCUUAAUUUCUUUAUUAAUAAUGAAAAAAAAAAAUCCCUGAAUAUUCAGAAAGACUCGGAGGAAUCGUAACGUCUUUAAAAACAAAAACUGUUGAAUUUAUUCAGAUGUGAAACUUGGGGUAGUUUGUGAUUUAGUUGUGAUCUUUUAUUAUGUUUUAUUUUUUAACUAAUGAGGCUAAUUUUGUGUACUAAAGAUGAUUAUUAUUAUUAUUCUAAAAUAAAACAAUGCAGAGGAAAUGAAUGAUUUUUUUCUAAAUAUUUUUGGAAAUGUCCUCAAAACAUUCAGAGCCAAAGUUUAUUCACUUCACGAUCAACUAGUUGAUCAAAUCCACUAAAUUUGUUCAACUAUUCAUCAGUUUAGGAUCAACUAGUUUGUCAAACUAAAUUCAGCUUUUUGUGCAUUUCCAGGAGGAAUGUGUUUUUCUUGUGUAAGCUCUAAUCACCAUAUUUAA
Molecule: messenger RNA, 1963 nt
Organism: Poecilia latipinna (sailfin molly)
Lineage: Eukaryota; Metazoa; Chordata; Actinopteri; Cyprinodontiformes; Poeciliidae
Product: hydroxycarboxylic acid receptor 2-like
Exons: 2
Coding region: 432-1406 (324 amino acids)
Biological process (GO): G protein-coupled receptor signaling pathway
Cellular component (GO): plasma membrane
Molecular function (GO): G protein-coupled receptor activity
Source: RefSeq, a predicted model, not a curated record